Leptonychotes weddellii (Weddell seal) is the source of this 5528-nucleotide messenger RNA. The record is from RefSeq and is a predicted model, not a curated record. Lineage: Eukaryota; Metazoa; Chordata; Mammalia; Carnivora; Phocidae.
CGUUAUGCCAGGCCUGGGUGUGGAGAAGCAUGGAAGCUUUCCAAGAUCCUAUUCUCCCAGUUCUUUUUAGGCCCUCCUGAUGUCUUCCUGGCCCUGGAACCUGGAGCGGCCCCAGGGUUCUCCUCCAUUCCACCCCCAGCAAGGCCCCUGUUGACUCACCUGUCCACUGCUUGUCUUCCCUGUGUCUUUCUCCAGGCAGACCUCAACACCAACAUCGAGGAUGAAGGCAGCUCCUUCUACGGGGUCUCCAGCCAGUACGAGAGUCCGGAGAACAUGAUAAUCACUUGUUCCACCAAGGUCUGCUCUUUCGGCAAGCAGGUGGUAGAGAAAGUGGAGACAGAGUAUGCCCACUAUGAGAACGGCCACUACUCAUACCGCAUUCAUCGGUCGCCGCUGUGCGAGUACAUGAUCAAUUUCAUCCACAAGCUGAAGCACCUGCCCGAGAAGUACAUGAUGAACAGCGUGCUGGAGAACUUCACCAUCCUGCAGGUGGUCACCAACAGAGACACGCAGGAGACGCUGCUGUGCAUUGCAUAUGUUUUUGAGGUGUCAGCCAGUGAGCACGGGGCUCAGCACCAUAUCUACCGGCUGGUGAAAGAAUAAGAGACUCAGGGAGCAGGGAGGGGGGAAGAGACGUCGUGUGUGCAGGGACACGGGGAGGGGAUCUGCAGGGGCCUGAAUUGCCAGGAGAGCCGAGAGGCCCUGACUCUUCCUAGCCAGGAACAAACUGUGCCUGAACCUGCAAUGCUCAACCCCAAAUAAACCCAAGAUGGUGUGUAUUUUCGGAGGACCUGAUCUGGCUGUCUGAGCCUCGGGAGGGACUGCGGGAGAAGGGGGGCAGACUGGGGAGCAGGCCAGAAGCAGCCCCAGAGAUCCCCCAUGGACUCACCCAGGAAUGUCGCCAGAUGCAAAGCUCCUGAUGGGAUGACUUCUCUGCUGCCACUCAAGCUGCUGGCCACGCCGGGAGGCCGGGGGCUGGGCUCGGGGGCUAGGCUCUCGGGCCCUGUUCUGUGCAUCCCCACGUGGGCCCCUGCAGGGACUUGUGCACAGUGUCCUGGCCACCUUUGGUGCCCUGGCCCCAGGACAGCGAACAGGGAGGCUCGGUCCAGCCCAGGGGUUGGGUUUGAGGUGUGGAGGUGACAGUUAUUGGAAAGGCUGGAAGGGCACACAGCCAGAACUCUCUAGAUAGUUUUCAUCCCUCCCCGGUGGGAGUGGAUUGCAUAGCCCAGAGCUUGAGACAGGGAGGCCGGGAGUGAUGGUGUGGAGGCCAGCCUGUGGAGUUUAGGUGCUGAGGCUGGUGUCACACAGUAUCCUUUGUGGGGGUGAAGGCCCGGAAAGUGGGUCAGAGGCCUGUAGUGGACCAGUGGUCUCUGAGACCACCUAGUUCUGAUGUUCUUUGAGUCCUACCUUGGGCUCCCUCCCAGCCAGGGUGCCUGCUAGGUGGUGACUGCCUAGGAGCCUGCCCGGGCUGUCCACUCCCUCCCCAGAGUAGUAGAGUCUGUGUGCCCUGUGCAUGGAGGAGGGGUGUGGAACCCACCCUGAGCCUCGAGGGAACCAGUGAAGGGUUCCUUGGUUUAUCUCUUGGGAGAACUGUAUGGGCUUAGGGUUUUGGUGGUCCUGGCUUCAGUCCUGGUAUUCCUAGCUGUCUGACCUUGGGCAAAUUUCUCCACCAGUCUGAGCCUUGGUGUCCUUUGCUUUCCGUAAAGGGGAGGGCAAUAGCACCUACCUUAGAAGGACUUAGUGAGAAAGAGAGCUAAUGUCUAUAAGUGCCUGGUGCAAGAUGCACUAAAUAAAUGUUGUUAUAAUUAGUUUAUCCUCCCCUCCCUCAGGGAGGCCUGGGUCUGGCUCUUUGCUGCCAUCUAGUGGCCCUCAUAUCACCCUUAAUGGGAACCACAGUUCCAGAAGCCUCGAGCAGAAGGGAACCAAGAUUCAACCUACAGGUGUUUACUUUGUGCCCAGCACUCAGGGAGAUAUAUGGGAAUAGAAAAGUGAGUAAGACAGCAUCUAGGAGGUGUUUAUGGAAUGGUGCUGAGGAUCAAGGGCUUGAGUCAGACAGCUAGGAUUGAAAUCCUGGCACUUGGCCACUGACUAGCUUUGUGGCCUUGGGGCAAGUUACUUAAUUUCACUGUGCCUCAGUUUCCCCAUCUGUAAAAUGGGUAUAAUAAGAGUACCUACCUCGUAUAUGUAGAGUGCCUAGAAUAGUGCCGAGCACAUAAAUGUGUUCGAUAAAUAUACAUUAUUAUUAAUAGCAGGGGCUUGCAGUCUAAAAACUCAGAUCAGAGAACUCCUAAGUGGGGUUGCCUGAUCCUCACGGAAACUGGAGUUCAGAGAUGGGAGACAGCAGGGUGUGGAAGAUACAGGGAGGAGGUUGCAAUGGAGAGGGGCUGCCCCUUAGAGGAUGGGCAGUGUUUAGAUAAGCAGAUGGGCCGAAGGCUGGCCAGCAUUCCAGAUGGGGAAAAGAAGCCAGCUAUCCGGUAUCCUGCCCUCACGGGCCAAGACUGCCUCUUCUCAUCAAAAAGCAACUUUAACCAAAGGCCUCUGGACUGCUGCUAGACCUCGUGCCAAGUUGCCUAACUCCACUGUAUGUGGGGGCUGGCUCUCAUCAAAAGACGUGUUGUGGAGGUGGGCGCGGGGUCUGGGAGGCCCUGAGCAGACGGCAUGUGCUCACAUGUCCAUGGGCGGGUUUGUGUAAGGCUCCCCCGCCCCUCCCCGGUCACUGUCACAACCCUCACCCUCGCUCCUUGCCUCUCCCCUCGGGCUGUUUGGAUAAGGGGAAUGAUGCCUACCCUUCUGGCUUGACGGUGAGCCUUCAGGCAGGUACUCAUGGAGGAUGUGUGAGCAGCCUCUCGGCCAUGGCGCACAUGCACAACUUAAGAUGAUCUUUUGCGUUACGGGUGGGAACGAGUCGGAGCAGAUGUCGGGGCCACGUGUGAGCUGUGCGUUUUCCCUUCUCUUCAGGAGCUGACCUCAGCAGCCUCAUGGAAAGUCAUGUACUUAGAGCUGUAAGGUCCAGACCAGUCAGCCACCAGUGCAGGUGUAGAUGCCUCCCCCCAUGGCCACCUGGCCCACCGCUCUCGAGGGUUUGUCUGGCACUGCCCUGCAUCUUCUGAAUUGGGUGCCCUUCCCUGCCUUUAGGCCUUGGCCCCACAUGUUCUCCCGGCCAGUCAUGCCCUGCCCUUUUCUCCUACUGGAGAACUGUUACUCAUGCUUCAAGGGCUGGUGUGCGGUCACCCCUCCUCAUGAGGAGGGGUUAGUCACACCUGCCCUUGGGUGGCAAAAGCCUUCCAUUCCUAACCCAGAACAUAGGGACCUCUGUCACCUCUUCUAAUCCUCAGCCAGUGGGUGCUGUCCCCAUUUGAAAGAUGCAGAAAAUGGGGCACAGAGAAGUGAACUAACUUGCUUAGAGUAUUAAUGUGUUUAUUCAUUCAGUUAGCAACUAUUUACUUAACUUCUGCUCUGUGCGGGCACUGGGGAGGUAUCACUGACCCAGACAGACGAGGUCCUCGGGGAGCUUAUGUUUCAUUGAGGAAGAAAACUAAGUGAGCAAGUAACAGGACAUGUAGACUGUGACAAGUGCUUUCAAGGCAGAGAGGGCUGCUGAUGUGAGAGUCACUGGUGAAGCCUCGCAAGCCCGGGGAAGGUGGGGGAAGGCAUUCUGAGCAGAGGCAGGGGAGGUAUGGGUUUGGGGCAGGUGCAGAGAGUGAGAGCUGUAUGGGCUAAGGUAUGGGGGCGACAGGGGCCAGAUCCUGCCCUGGGCCAGCUGUCCAGACCUGGGGGGCGAAGGGGGAGGGCAAAGAACUCAGCUCCCUCCCCAGCCCAGCACCCCCUUGCUUGGCAAGGACUUUGGGUUUUACUCCAUGUGAAGGGAGGUCCUGGAAGUGUUUGAAGCAAGGGAGUAAGUCUUUUUGAUCUUUAAUCUUUGAUUUUUUUAGAAAUGGACUCUGGGGCUGCUGGGGCCCACAGAGAAGCAUGUGUAAUUGUCUGCUCCUGAGUCUGUCUUUCCUCCUAGACUCAGCGUCUGUGGGUGCAGACUGUAGCUUCCUUGGUCUGUUACUUUCUGUAAACUAAACACCACGUCUGGAACAUGGCAGGUGCUCAGUAAACAUGCGCUCGUGCCGUUUGGGCCCGGGAGGUGAGUAAGGGCCCUGAGCCCACGAGGGUGACAGGUCUAGAGUUAGCAGGGGGCGUGGUUGAGAUGGGGACGUGGAAACAGACCGCUUGUCUUGACAGUGACUGAGCAGACUGCCUCAGUGGCCAUCAGUGAACGUCCAUGGAGUGGGGUGAGCACCCCACACGGAAGGACUUUAGGAUGCGUGUGCAUGCACCUGUGUAUGUGUGUGUAGAUACCAUCUCUGCCCUUUCAGGACUAAAACCAGUGGAGUGAGGAUCGAGGGGCGGCCAUGGCUCAGGCCCCUCAGACUGUGUGUGCUUAGUCCAUCAGCUGCUUCCUCUCCCCUGCCGCAGGUUUCGGAGGACAGUGGGCAGGUGCUGACCGGGCUGGAGGGAGGAGGCAGGCAGCUCAGAGAGGCAGGGCUGGGGGCGGCAGGGAGCUCCUGACGGCCCGCGGCGCUCGGCCUGGUGCAGGGCUCUGUGGGGUCAGCGGUGCUCACCUGGGCCAAACCGCACAGAGGGGGGUGUGAGAGCAGCAGUGUGUUUUACCUCGGGGGCAGGUGUAGCCAGUGGUUGCUGUGUCCCACCCCUGCUUACUUUAUCUGGUAUGUCAGCUCCAGAAAUGAAAGCAAGAAGCUUUCCCCCAAAGACUUCAAGCGAUAUAGGAGUCGUUCUUAAGAAGCCGAAUUGGCUGCUACUAAGUUAUGCGAUCUUGUGCAAAUAGCUCACCCCCUCAGACCUUCAGAACCCCACUUGGGAAAUGGGAAUAAAGUGGCUUUGACUUUAGGUUGCUGUUGGGAGAAAGGUGACAGCCCGAGCUCAAGGUGAGCACUCAGUGAAUGGUGGUAACUUAGGGCUGUUAAAACCUGCCCUGACUCUGCUCUUUCUACCCCUCUCACACUCACACACACACACUCAUGCACACGCAUGCUCACACUCAGACACACGCACACACACACACACACCAAGCUCUGCUGUCUCCGAGAGCCCACGAGGAGGCCCUGGGCUCUCACUUUUGUGGGAACUGUCCAGCAGGGACAGCGCUUAGACUUUCAUCCUCAGGUCUCAGAAAUGGGGGGAAGGAAGUGUUCUUAACUGAGAAAAUAACUUUGUGGCCCAUGAGGGGAAAGAGGCCCCCGGGAAGGGUCUCAAAAGGGAGCACGGAACAAAUGGUGGGCUAGGGCAGUGUGAAUAAGAGACUGUCUGGAAUUGGGAUUGGUUUACUUCCUGAGAGAGGAUGGGAGAGGUGGCCCAGCACCUUUGUAGAAGUCUGGAGCCCAGUUGGCGGGAAUGGCUAAAGGUCUUUUUAUUUUUAAGCUCAUGGAUGUCUAAUAUUCAAUUUCAAGUUUUUGUAUUUUUGCUAUGUAACCCCCCUUUGUUUCCCCACAUCUUCAGUAAAGUCUGCUACCUACACAAAG